AUGGAAGUGCGUGUGCGAGUUUUCUUUCUCCGGUUUGAAUUAAGAACUUUUAACACUCAAAAAAUUAAAUAUUUAUUCAUUGAACAGAUUCCAAUGGAUCCUGGUUGUCUACACUUGGCUACUAUCUACCGACGUUCCAAAAAAUCAAUACCAAAGAUCGACAAUUAUUUUGCACUCGAACCCCGUAAUACAUCAGCAGACGAUGAUUCUAUAUUACACCGAGGUUUACUUACCGAAGAAGAGGAAGAGACAGCCCCUUCAGGUGACAACGUAUUAAGAAGUAACGUCACGAGAUAUAAAGAUGAUGACGAAAAUUUAAAUCGAAACGUUGAAGUUUUUGAUGCUAAUGAUAAUGAUAAUCAGAGCGCAACUAGUUUUGUUGAUACACCUGUGACAUUCCCUGAGGAACAGCAGCAACGACAGAAUAUUUUUAGUAUUAUGGAUGAAGAGGAAGACGAAGAGAAUGCAUAG
This is a messenger RNA of Dentiscutata heterogama, 471 nucleotides long. Lineage: Eukaryota; Fungi; Glomeromycota; Glomeromycetes; Diversisporales; Gigasporaceae. The record is from the annotation of a GenBank genome assembly.